CUAUUUUAUUCACCUGAUUUUGAUUCAAAAACCAGAUUUGCAUUAUAACAUCAAAAUGCAUUACACCAAUAAACCAAUUCCUACGAGUUAUGUUAUAAAUCAUUUUUAUAAACCUAGAGAUGUUGGAAUUUUAGCUAUAGAAAUAUAUUAUCCUAAAUUAUAUGUUGAGCAAUCAGAAUUAGAACAAUUUGACAAUGUUUCAAAAGGUAAAUAUACUAUAGGUUUGGGUCAAGAAAGGAUGGGAUUUACUGCUGAAUGCGAAGAUAUAUACAGUUUAUGCUUGACAGUAGUUCAAAACUUGAUGGAAAAAUAUGAAUCCAUUUCUUAUGGAGACAUUGGCAGACUUGAAGUAGGCACAGAAACCUUGAUAGACAAGUCUAAAAGCAUAAAAUCCGUUCUCAUGCAGCUAUUCGAACCGUGCGGGAAUUUUGACGUGGAAGGCGUUGACAACAUAAACGCUUGCUAUGGGGCGACGGCGGCCCUCUUCAAUUGUCUCAAUUGGAUCCAUUCUCCGGCUUGGGAUGGCAGGUACGCGUUAGUCGUAGGAGGGGAUAUCGCUGUUUACGCCGAAGGGCCAGCACGGCCUACGGGCGGUGCGGGAGCUAUCGCUAUGCUAAUCGGCCCUAACGCGCCUCUGGUAGUUGACGACGUCAAAGCAACGUUCAGUCAAAACUUGUACGAUUUCUACAAACCGAAAAUGGAGUCCGAGUACCCUAUCGUAGACGGGCCGCUCUCCGUCAAGAGUUAUCAUCAAGCCCUGGACUAUUGUUACGCUAAAUAUCGUGAUAAAAUUAAAGAAAAAUGGGUUACAAAUUUCGACACCGACUACUUCGAUUAUCUUUGCUUCCAUUCACCCUACUGCAAGCUAGUGGAAAAAUCUUUCGCCAGGUUCAAUUAUUUGGACCAUCAUUACCAUAAAAUCUCCUCUGCUAUGAAGAAUGGAUCCUCUUCACCAGAUCCAUCGAUUUAUAAAAACUACGACGAGAAAUUGCUAUCCAUUAUCGAGAAUAAACCGCCGGUUGCCACUUACACGGAUAAAGAGGUGGAAAAAGUAUUUAUGACUUCAUCUCGGGCCAGUUUCGAACAAAAGACUCUUCCUAGCUUAGAUAUAGCUAAGAAUAUAGGUAACAUGUAUACUCCUUCGCUUUACGGAUCUCUUAUGUCUUUACUCAUCAACUUAUUUCAACAUUCUCAACCGAACGGUCUCGAUCUCAACCCGGUGUUCCCUAUAAAAGUUGGCAUGUUUUCCUACGGGUCGGGUGCCAUAGCAACUCUUUUCUCCAUAACAAUCACCGAAAAACCGACUUAUAUCUCCAAAGCCGGAACGAGGUUGCUGAAAUGUCGCGGAGAACCUACCGUUUGCCAAAAUGGAGGGAAUGUUGGGGAAGAUGGAAAUGAAAAACUCGGUGAAAAUAUGUUCGCUAGGCUUAAAGUUAAUCCCGACGCGUUCGCCAAAUUGCUCAAGGAAAGGGAGGCCACUCAUUUAACCGCUCCAUUUUAUCCCAAGUUCGAACCCAACGACUUAUGCCCCGGUGCUUUCUAUUUGAUCGAGUUAGACUCUAAGUAUCGUAGAAGAUAUGGUCGCUACAUGCCAUAACGCUUGCUCGGAAACAACUUUUAUAUUAUAUUAUUAAUUAACUCGACAAAAAAAAAAGAUAAUUUUAAAUCAUGGGAAAAAAAAAUGUUUUUUUUUUAAAUGAAGAAAUACAAAUAA
Gordionus sp. m RMFG-2023 is the source of this 1714-nucleotide messenger RNA. RefSeq names its product hydroxymethylglutaryl-CoA synthase 1-like. Bases 56 to 1597 code for a protein of 513 amino acids. Gene Ontology annotation, molecular function: hydroxymethylglutaryl-CoA synthase activity. The record is from RefSeq and is a predicted model, not a curated record. Lineage: Eukaryota; Metazoa; Nematomorpha; Gordioida; Chordodea; Parachordodidae. Gene Ontology annotation, biological process: acetyl-CoA metabolic process. The transcript is spliced from 11 exons.